This is a messenger RNA of Drosophila erecta, 1482 nucleotides long. Its product is annotated as putative odorant receptor 65c. Lineage: Eukaryota; Metazoa; Arthropoda; Insecta; Diptera; Drosophilidae. Gene Ontology annotation, cellular component: plasma membrane. The record is from RefSeq and is a predicted model, not a curated record. The transcript has 5 exons. The coding region runs from base 112 to 1344 and encodes 410 amino acids. Gene Ontology annotation, molecular function: olfactory receptor activity; odorant binding. Gene Ontology annotation, biological process: detection of chemical stimulus involved in sensory perception of smell; sensory perception of smell.
AAUUGUGACGAUUUAAACUUAACCUUUAUUUUCCAGUGUACUUAUCUGGAAAUACUUAAUAAGCGCCUCAUUGCGUUGUAGAGUCACUCACAAAACAGAGUUCGAUUUGAAAUGGACUUUCGUGGCAAUUUGCAUCGUUUUCUCAAAUUCUAUAUCGACGGCUGGAAGUAUUUCAGAGAUCCCACAAUGGAGUGCCGUCACUCUGCGGUUUACUAUUGGAGGGAGCAGAUGAAAGCUAUGUUCUUAUAUACGACCUCAAAAGAACGUCAACUGUGCUUCCGCUCGACUUGGCACUUUUUGGUCACCAUUCAAGUGUCCAUUUGUUUUUUAACCAUGUGCUAUGGCGUUACCGAAUCGCUAGGGGACAAGGUUCAAGUAGGUCGGGAUCUGGCCUUCCUUAUAGGGGUAUUUUUUAUUGUUUUUAAACUAUACUAUUUUCAUUGGUAUGGCGAUGAACUUGACGGGGUUGUGGAAACCGUGGAGGCAUUUCAUCCUUGGGCCCAAAAAGGUCCUGGUGCAGUGGAUUAUAGAACCAGUAAACGCUGGUACCUCGUGCUGGCAUUUCUUCUAGCUUCAUCGUGGAUGGCGUUCCUGUGUAUUUUUCUAUUGCUACUUAUAACAGCACCGAUGUGGGUCCAUCAGCAGAUCCUUCCCCUCCAUGCGGCCUUUCCUUUCCAGUGGCACGAAAGGUCUAUUUACCCCACCAGCCAUGCCAUCAUCUAUUUAUUCCAGAGCUGGUCUGCCACAUAUUUUCUGAUUUGGCUUGUGUGCAUUGAGGGCCUAUCUGUGAGUAUUUACCUGGAAUUAACAUUUGCCAUCGAGGUUUUGUGCCUCGAACUGCGCCACCUUCAUCGGAGGUGCCACGGAUAUGAGCAGUUGCGAUUGGAGACGAAUCGCUUGGUCAAGUUUCACCAGAAGAUUGUUGAAAUUUUAGAUCGCACUAACAACGUUUUUCAUGGAACACUCAUAAUGCAAAUGGGGGUUAACUUUUCCUUGGUGUCCCUAUCGGUUUUGGAGGCCAUGGAGGCCCGCAAGGAUCCCAAAGUGGUGGCCCAGUUCGCCAUCCUCAUGCUGCUCGCACUGGGGCAUCUGUCCAUGUGGUCGUAUUUUGGGGACAUGUUAUCGCAGAAGUCGUUGAAAAUUUCGGAGGCGGCUUAUGAGGCUUACGAUCCCAGCAGAGGAUCCAGAGAAGUUUACAGGGACCUCUGCCUAAUAAUCAGGCGUGGCCAGCAGCCUCUGAUCAUGAGAGCCAGCCCCUUUCCGUCCUUUAAUCUAAUAAACUACAGCGCUAUACUUAACCAAUGCUAUGGAAUCCUGACAUUUUUGCUAAAGACCUUAGACUGAAUCCUAUAUCGGCGGCUGGCAGACGCAGUUCUGGCAUUUUGACCCUGUAGUCCUUUGGUAUAAGCCCACAGUCCCUUCGAUAGGCAGGAACUUUAGCGCUAAUUAAUAUUAGUCAGUAGCUUAUCAGUUGAUGUCGAG